AUGAGCGGCUAUCAAAACGGAGAGCGGCCCGUCCGCGUCGACGACGACAGCGACGUCGAGGAGGAGGCCCUCGUCAACGACUACAAGGAGCAGGUCCAGUAUGAGGACAACAUUGGCGAGGACCUCGAGCAGGUCAACUCCCUGACCAUGGCCCAGCAGACCGACGACAUCCAGUCGCGCCUCGCCGCCGCCGCCCAGCCCCUCGACUUCUCCGCGCCCCUCGAGGUCAAGUUCCAGAGCUACGACUCCUACUGCAGCCUGUUCCACUUCAUCCUCAACAGCGAGGGUCCCGUCGACCUCGAGCCCCCUUCGUACUACUGGGCCUGGGACGUCAUCGACGAGUUCAUCUACCAGUUCAACUCCUUCUCGUCCUACCGCAUGCGCAUCGCCCGCCAGGGCAACAACGAGGAGGAGAUGCAGGUCCUCAAGGAGAACCCAAACACCUGGGGCUGCUACUCGGUCCUCAACGUCCUCUACUCCCUCAUCCAGCGCUCCCAAAUCACCGAGCAGCUGGCCGCCAUGCGCCGCAACGAGGACCCCAUGGCCGUCGCGGGCGAGUACGGCUCCAAGAACCUCUACCGCAUGCUGGGCUACUUCUCCAUCAUCGGUCUCCUCCGCGUCCACUGCCUCCUCGGCGACUUCAGCCUCGCCCUCAAGACCCUCGACGACAUUGAGCUCAACAAGAAGGCCAUGUUCGCCCGCGUCAUGGCCGCCCACUUCACCACCUACUACUACGUCGGCUUCUCCUACAUGAUGAUGCACCGCUACGCCGACGCCAUCAAGAUGUUCUCCCACAUCCUCGUCUACGUCUCCCGCACAAAGAACUUCCAAAAGAACGCCCAGUACGACUCCAUCACCAAGAAGAACGACCAGAUGUACGCCCUCAUCGCCAUCUGCGUCGCCUUCCAUCCCACCCGCCUCGACGACACCAUCCACUCAGCCCUCCGCGAGAAGUAUGGCGACCAGCUCCUCAAGCUCCAGCGCGGCGGCCCCGAGUCCCUCCCCAUCUUUGAGGAGCUCUUCCGCUCCGCCUGCCCCAAGUUCAUCUCCCCCGUGCCCCCAGACUUUGAGAACCCCGAGUCCAACAUCGACCCCGUCGAGCACCACCUCGCCGUCUUCAUGGAGGAGGUCAAGAUCAACAUGAUGAGCCCCACCGUCAAGUCCUACCUCCGCCUCUACACCACCAUGGACCUCAACAAGCUGGCCGGUUUCCUCGAGGUCAAGCCCGAUGAGCUCCGCUCCUGGCUCCUCGUCAACAAGCAGCGCACCAAGCAGUUACGCUGGACUGACCACCCCAGCCUGUUGGACGGCGACCUCAUCAACGUCAGCGACCUGGACUACGCUAUGCAGGGUGAUCUGAUCCACAUCUCGGAAGCCAAGGUUGGCCGCAAGCUGGUCGACUGGUACCUCCGCAACCUGUCCCGCACGUACGCUUGA
This is a messenger RNA of Colletotrichum tamarilloi, 1437 nucleotides long. Its product is annotated as eukaryotic translation initiation factor 3 subunit L. Gene Ontology annotation, molecular function: translation initiation factor activity. The transcript has 3 exons. Lineage: Eukaryota; Fungi; Ascomycota; Sordariomycetes; Glomerellales; Glomerellaceae. Gene Ontology annotation, cellular component: eukaryotic translation initiation factor 3 complex; cytoplasm. The record is from RefSeq and is a predicted model, not a curated record. The coding region runs from base 1 to 1437 and encodes 478 amino acids. Gene Ontology annotation, biological process: translational initiation.